AUGAAUAUAACAGUUGCAAGACAUUUCAUUUGUUUACCGAAUCUGAAAUAUUUAGAUUUGUCUCAAAAUUACAUAGACAAGAUUGACAAUUUUGCUUUUCAAGGAUUGCAAAGAUUGCAAGUCUUAAACCUCAAAAGCAAUAAGAUUUCACACAUUCAAAGUCAUUUUUUUUCAGAGUUGUAUGACUUAAAAUGUCUUAUAAUUGAAGAAAAUUCCUUGACCAAUAUUGAAGAACUCUCCUUCACACAUCUAGUGUCCCUUCAACAACUCUCUUUGGGAAUCUUACAACUCAAAGAUUAUCAAUCAAAGGUAGAACUGAAUUUAACUUACCUAUUCAACAGCAUUCCAAGUGGAUUAACAAAUUUAAGUAUCAGUUCUGGAGUGCGGCCUCUCCAUGUAAUUAUUGGCAGUGACAGCAAACCACAAGCAAACCUCACCCUCAGCCUUCAUGUCAUGUUUCACAACCUGACUAAGUUGGAAGUGCUACACUUGUAUGACUGUCGAAUUGAUUCCUUGGAGCAAGGACUGACAAAAGACCUCAAAUCAUUGACUAAGUUAUUUUUACGUAUUGAAAAUACUUUCAACAUGAUGGAAAGCUUUACUGAACACACAAUGCAGCUAAAGUAUCUGUACUUUUAUGAUUCAAAACUGUAUUGUCAUUGUGACAAUGCUUGGCUCAUUCAGUGGGCAAAAGAACAGAGGAAAAGAGAACUUAUAAUGGCCACUUCUUUGGACAUACUGAUAUGUGAAAGUGACAAUAAUGACUUGAACUUUGUUACAUAUGUUCAACACAACUGCUCCACAGAAGUGGAGUUUGUACUGUUUGUGUCGUCAGCGUUUGGGCUGUUCUUUUUCAUCCUGGUUGUGCUGGUUCACCGCCUGGCCAGUGCGUACCUCCUUGCUCUCUUUUAUAUCGCCCGUGGCUGGCUGGAUGAGGCUUUCCAUCGUGGAGCUGGGACACAGUACCGCUAUGACGCUUUCGUAUCCUACUGUGGAAAGGAUGAGCGUUGGGUGUUUGAGGAGCUGCUGCCCAACCUGGAGGAGCGAGGCCCCCCUUUCCUGCGCCUCUGCCUGCACAAUCGAGAUUUCCAGCUGGGGAAAGACAUCGUGGACAACAUCACAGACAGCCUCUACAGCAGCCGCAGGACCCUGUGCCUGGUCAGCCGACACUACCUCCACAGCAACUGGUGCUCCCUGGAGCUGAGGCUGGCCACCUACCGCCUGCUGGUGGAACGCAAGGACAUUCUGAUCCUGGUUUUCCUGGAGAAAAUUCCCCCUUUCCAGCUGUCAGCCCACCAUAGGAUGGCAAGACUGGUGAAAACCCGGACUUACCUAGACUGGCCACAGGACCCAGAUCAGCGUGUAAUGUUCUGGGACAGGCUUAGAGCCAAACUUGCACCUUCAGGAGCUGUACAGCACACCCUGGAGUCACCCCCUUUGCCUGCUCUUCCCGCUGUAAGCCCCACGGGAAGCUUGGCCCAUCCCUGCCGAAGGAUAGCGCCCCCCACAGGCUCCACGUCGUCGUGCUGCCGGGUGAGACGACGCCGCCUCCACGAUCUGAUCCCUCGCUACCCCUACAACUCCUGUGAAUGCGAAGAGGGAACUGAGAAACCAGCACAGCCACCCCUGGUCACAGACACACACGCCUCAUGCAGGACUGAAUGCAACACAUUCCUUGCGGCGGCUGACGUUUUUACCACCCCAACCCGUUGCCUUGUAAAAGGCUGA
Molecule: messenger RNA, 1728 nt
Organism: Megalops cyprinoides (Indo-Pacific tarpon)
Lineage: Eukaryota; Metazoa; Chordata; Actinopteri; Elopiformes; Megalopidae
Product: toll-like receptor 13
Exons: 6
Coding region: 1-1728 (575 amino acids)
Biological process (GO): immune response; toll-like receptor signaling pathway; inflammatory response
Cellular component (GO): membrane
Molecular function (GO): transmembrane signaling receptor activity; protein binding
Source: RefSeq, a predicted model, not a curated record